CGCUGCCCUCAUAAACCCACAAGGAUUUAUGAUCAUGGACAAGUGCCGUGCCUCACAACAGAGUAUGUGGAAAAAUAUCCCAAGUACAGCAACAUCGCCCCUUCGCGGAGCCUUAAGCCGAAACAAGAGUAUCAAGUGCAUCGUGGGAAAAUGGAAGGAAUUACAACAUUUAAAUCUGAUUAUUUGCCGUAUGAUAUUGUGAAGCGACCUUUUCAGGUGCCAGAAGAAUAUAAACCAAAGACAGGAGAGAUAGAACUGGGAACCACAUACCAGAAAGAUUAUAACGUUCAUAAAAUACAACCAGUGACAUUAGUAAGACCUCUAGAGAGAAAACAUACUACAGGAGGAAAAUUGGAUACCAUACCAACCUAUCAAGAUGACUAUAGGUCAUGGGAAGUUCAAAGAAGGGAACCUAGUAAGGCGGAGCAUAUAUACCACCCACCUACAGAGAAGUUUGGGAAUUCUACUACAUUUCAAGAUGACUUUGUUCCCAAGGAACUGAUUCUCAGACAAAGUUUUAAACCUCGUGUAGCCAAGCUUUCAGAUGUGCCUUUUGAUAGUGCUACUAGUCAUCGCUCUUCUUACAUUGUGCAUCAGCUGCAGCCAAAAUUCAUAAGAGCAAAAGAGGCGUAUAAGCCAAGCAACCAACCCUUUGAAGAUCUCACAACCCACCGGAAUGAUUUUAAAGGGCUACCUGGGCAACUUGUAAAGAGCUGCAAGCCUGACAAUGCAAAAGUUGGAUCCAAUGCACACUUUAAUGGAGUCACUGAAUUCCAGGAUCGUUUUCAGCCAUGGCUAGUCUCCUUGCCGGAGCUCCGCAAAACAAAAGAGUACGUUCCACCUCCAGGCAACAUGGAUUUCAACUCCACGAGCCAUCUUGAUUAUGUGAAACAUCAGAUUGUUCCUGCAGUCCCCAUAAGACCAGUUUCUAAUGGAGGAAGAACCAGUGCCCCUUUUCAAGGGAAUACUACUAUGAAAGAAGAUUUUAAAGCCUGGGGCACCUGUCGGCAAGAGAUUAUUAAGAACCAACAGGAAAUUCCAAAACCCACGGGAAAAUUUUAUGAUUUAACUACAUUCAAAUCUGAUUACCUACCACAUCAGAUCAUUCCAGCUCAAAGUUUCAAACCUGUACAUGCUAUAGCUCCUAGUUCAGCUCCUUUCCAAGAUGAAACUAUGUAUCGCACAGAAUACACUCCACAAAAACAGGAGAUCUGCCCAGCAAAUUACCCAUCUCCUCCAGGUUAUGUCUAUGUAAACACAGAUUCCGGCGGUCACAAAUUCUUCCGCUUGCUUACUCCAGAAUCUUUCGAGUCACAUAGUAAUCCUAUUCCAAAGGAAGUAGGUGUUGUUUCAUAA
Molecule: messenger RNA, 1356 nt
Organism: Apaloderma vittatum (bar-tailed trogon)
Lineage: Eukaryota; Metazoa; Chordata; Aves; Trogoniformes; Trogonidae
Gene: SAXO2
Product: family with sequence similarity 154, member B
Exons: 3
Coding region: 151-1356 (401 amino acids)
Biological process (GO): microtubule anchoring
Cellular component (GO): ciliary basal body; centriole; cytoskeleton
Molecular function (GO): microtubule binding
Source: RefSeq, a predicted model, not a curated record